AUGGCAAAGGAUGGAAGGCACAAAAAUAGAAGACCGUCAGUCCCAGUAGUGGAUUCAACCUCUAAUCCUAACAUCGAGUCCCUCAAGUGGUUACCAUGCAAACAAGAAGAACAGUUAGACAAAUUUAUCAGGAAGAAACUGAGCCAUCUUUAUGGCGAAGCUCUGUCUAGGCUUGUUUGCAAGGGAUAUGAUGAACAUGUCGCGUUAAAUGGGUUAUUGGAAAGGGGGUAUUGUAUCGGUGGUGAGGCUGACUGUUUGAGUAACGUUGUUCACAAUUCUUUGCAAUUUUUAACAGGAAAACACGAUGUUGAAUCGGAAGAACAAGAUCGACCUCAACCCUUCAAGAAUCUUGGAUUGUUAGUGGACUUUAAUCUGCACUUUUUGGUGUAUACUUUGCAAAAAUAUAGUCCCAAUUUGAAUAGAGUAUCUAUACUUCGAUGUAUUCUUAUGACUGAUUUGAAUUUGAAUCUAGCCAUUAUCAUGAAUAUGCCUUUUGACAUGCCUAGUGAUUUGAAUCUUGAUGAUGGUGGUGAUGAUGGAGAGAAAGACAUGUUCUUGGCUCUUGAAAGCAGAGAACUUCUUGAUACAUUGAACAUUCUUGAUGACUCUGUUUCUGAGGAUAUGAAGGAUGCGAUGAUUGCUGAUUUAAAAAAGCCUAUGGAUGAUCUUAAGCCGCAGCUUGAAAAAAGGAUAAGAUGGGCAAGCAAGAAGGUGGCAGAAGCGAGAAGAAAGCAACCCAACACGAUUACGAGUGUAGUGGAGGAGCUUCGGGUAUUUGAAUACUCCUUAGAAAGCAUGUUAGCGAAGAGAAGACAUGAAUUAUCAUCAGCAAACAAUGUAAUAAAUAAUGCGGAGGAAAGUAAAAAACGUCUUGAGAUGGAGAAGGAAGAGAUUAAAGCAGGGAUAUCGGCAUCAAAGCUAAUAGAAUCGGAGGCAAAGCAGAAAUGUUUGGAAGUUUCAAAGAAAAAGAACUGGGAGAGGCAGAAAGUGAAACUGCAGGAGGAGGUAGAAUUGGAGAAGAAAAAGAUAUUGAAAUCGGAACAAGAGCUGGUUGAGAUUGAUGCAGCUAUAAAGCAGGUUGUGGUGAAAUUGGAUGAGGCUAACAAGGCAAAGAAGGCGGCCAUUACACUAGUUUACUUGGAAAAUCAGGUGGCCUUAGAGAAGUGGAAUUGUUGGAAACCAAAGGUUGGUGCUCUGAAAAGUCAGACAAAUGGGGAGAGUCAUAUUGUUAGUGAACACUUGGAGAGGCUGAAGAAACUGCUUACAGAAGCCUUAUCAUUUGUCAAAUAUGAAUGA
Impatiens glandulifera is the source of this 1296-nucleotide messenger RNA. RefSeq names its product MND1-interacting protein 1-like. Bases 1 to 1296 code for a protein of 431 amino acids. Lineage: Eukaryota; Viridiplantae; Streptophyta; Magnoliopsida; Ericales; Balsaminaceae. The transcript has a single exon. The record is from RefSeq and is a predicted model, not a curated record.